UCAAGCAGUAUUUGAGAAGUGUUUGUGAGAGUUACAUUUAGAUAUCUAUAAUAGGUUUUAUUCAUAUAUAUAAUGAAGAAGUUAGUUUUGCUGUUGAUAGUUUCAGUGUCGUUGGAAUUUGCUGUGGCGAUGACAAGAGCUCAGCUAAAGAAGACAUUGACCAUUAUGAAAAACCAAUGCAAGGAUAAAAUGGGAAUCCCUGAAAGCAAAAUCGCAAACAUAGAGAAAGGAGAUUUCAAAGAAGACCCCGAUGUCAAAUGUUACGUGGCGUGUGUUUACAAGACUAUACAAGUUAUUAAAAAUGAUAAGUUAAAUAUGGAGAUGGUGAUGAAGCAAGUCGACAUUCUGUACCCACCAGAUAUGAAAGCAGCCGUCAAAGCUACUAUAAAACAGUGCAUAGUUGUUCAGGACGAUUAUAAUGAAUUCUGUGACCGUGUGUUCUACGCUGCCAAAUGUCUGUACGAGAAAGACCCACCGAAUUUUGUUUUCCCUUGA
Messenger RNA from Pectinophora gossypiella (pink bollworm), 495 nucleotides. Its product is annotated as general odorant-binding protein 19a-like. The coding region runs from base 73 to 495 and encodes 140 amino acids. Gene Ontology annotation, cellular component: extracellular region. The transcript has 5 exons. Gene Ontology annotation, biological process: olfactory behavior; sensory perception of smell. NCBI's taxonomy places the organism in Eukaryota, Metazoa, Arthropoda, Insecta, Lepidoptera, Gelechiidae. The record is from RefSeq and is a predicted model, not a curated record. Gene Ontology annotation, molecular function: odorant binding; dibutyl phthalate binding.